Messenger RNA from Falco peregrinus (peregrine falcon), 3716 nucleotides. It is a transcript of the gene OMP, whose product is annotated as olfactory marker protein. The coding region runs from base 1261 to 1740 and encodes 159 amino acids. Gene Ontology annotation, cellular component: neuronal cell body; nucleus; axon. The transcript has a single exon. The record is from RefSeq and is a predicted model, not a curated record. Gene Ontology annotation, biological process: sensory perception of smell; signal transduction. Lineage: Eukaryota; Metazoa; Chordata; Aves; Falconiformes; Falconidae.
AAUGGUCUUGCUGGUGUUCGUGUGGUCUCAGAGCAUCCCUAUGGUGCCUGGAAAGAGGUUGUUUGCGUUACUUGCAUCUUGAACGUGCUUAGCCACCUGGCCCAAGGAGACAAGUGUUAAGGCACAGACUAUGCCUGAGUUCCCCUCUCCCAGGCACAGUAAGGUGAAGCCCACCUGCCAGCACCCUCUGCAGCUCUGUGCCAGUCUGUUGGAGGGUGGGCAGACCCACGCUGAGCUGCUGGUGCCCAGCUGCUGCUGCAGGAGCAGUGUGGAGCCCAACUCCUGCCAGCUGUGCGAUUCAGAACAGGACAUGGGGUCCUGAGGGACAAACCCGCUGUAAGCCAAACUUGCACCAUGGCAGAGAUGGGGGCCAAACUAACAGGAGUGCAGCCAGCAGAGUGAGGGAAAUUAUUCUUUCCCUCUGUCUGGCAUUUGUUAAUCCCCACCUGGGCACUGUUUUGGGGUCUCCAGAAGAUGACAGUGGCACUGAAGCAAGCCUGACGGAGGCCACCAAGAUGGUCUGGAGCACAGGAUGUAUGAUGAGAGGCUGAGAGAAGUGGCAUGUGCAUCCAGGAGGAGGCAAGAUGAAGGGGGAGUCUAUUGCUGCCUGCAGCUACUUAAUGGGAGUGUGUGGAAAGACAGAGCCAUACUCUUGCUGGGGAUGCACAGUCACAAGACACAGGACAAGCUGCAGCUUAUUGUGAGCAUUGAGUGUAGUCAGAUAGUGGAACAGGGGUCCAGGGUGGCUGUGGGCUGUCCAUCUGUGGGGAUACUCAAAGAUGCGCUGGCCAAAGCCUCGAGCAACCUGAUUUAACCUUGAAGUAAGUCCUGCUCUGAGCAUCAGGCUGGACCAGACCCCUCCAAAGUCUUCUUCCAACCUGGAUUAUCCCAUAAGCCUACACUCAGAGGAAGCCACCGCUACCCAGACCUGUUGGGUGGCAUCCCUGGCUGCGCGCCUUCAUUUCAGAAUAACAAGCCAUGGUUGUCAGGGAGGUUGCCAGGGAUGCUGACAUCAGAUGUCCCUUCCCUAUAGAUUAUCGUGCACAGCAGCACCAUCAGUUCCUAAUCUGCAAACGAGGUUGGAGGGCAUCCAGAGGAAGCCUCAGGGGCUGUUUUGCAUCACUGGCCCAGGUUGCCUAGCACUGCUGGGACUGUGGAGAGGGGGCACCAGCUCUAGGGGCUUGGCAGCUUUUUUCCCCCUGUGUGUCCUGCUUCAGAGCCAAACGUUGCUGAGGACGUAGCAGAGGAGCAGCCGAGGUGAUGGCAGCUGAGGCAGGGAUGCUCAAGCUGCCCUUCAUCCAUGAUGACCAGCUUACUCGUUGCAUGAGGCUGCGAUUCCAGAGCCUGCAGCAAAAAAACAUGAGGCCCCAGGAUGGCGAGAAACUGUUGCAUUCCAAUGAGCAUGUCUACCGAGUGGAUUUCAUCCGACAGCACAAUCUGCGCUUUCUCCGUUGGGACAUCCAGCUGGAGAGACCUGGGAAGGUCAUGGUGACCGGCACCUCCCAGCACUGGACUCCUGAUCUCACUCACCUUAUGAACCGGCAGCUGCUGGAGCCAGUGGGCAUCUUCUGGAAGAAGCCAGGGGCCAAGGAGGUGGAGUACAAUGAGGCAGAUGCCCAGGAAUUUGGGGAACGGAUAGCAGAGCUGGCCCAGAUCCGCAAGGUGAUGUAUUUUCUCCUCACUUUCACCGACGGCCUUGAACCAGCUCAGCUGAAAGGCUCCAUUAUUUUUAAAGCCUGAUCCUCUCUUGCUCUGCCCUUCUUGCUCCAGCUAUGCUUUUGUCUUCAUUAUUCUUUCUCUUAGUUCAGUGUUUGUGUGGUUCACUGCAAAAAAGUGGAGGACAGCUUGGCACUUCUGGAGCCCCUUAGCCCUGAGGAACAUUCCCCAUACGUGCUGUCCUCUGAACGAUGGGGAGGAGAGGGCCAUGAGCUUGCUGCUGUAUUUGCCUAGAAUAUAGGACUGCAUGCUUGUAAAUUCAGCAGGGAUUCACCAGGUCUUGCUGGCUGGAAAACAGGAGGCUGCCUUAACCUUUCCAACUAUGGCAACUGCAUACCAAAAGCCUGAUGGAAAAAUAAGAAAUUGCCAUACUAGAAACAGGAGAGACAACGUGGAGAGAGCCCUGACUUCCAGUUUCCAUCCUAGCCAUUAAAAAGGGAGGGCUUGUUUGUGAUGGGGUGCUGCUCCUUGCAAGGAUGCUGAGUGCCUGCAGGCUGCAGUGACAGCUGCUGCAACUGUAGCUGCUUGGUGUCUCUGAAGACCAGUCCCGUGGAGGAUCACUUUGCUGUGAAGCUGAAGUACAUCUGGAUAUGCUGUAUUCUGCAGAUUGCAAACCCGCUGGACAAAUGGGUCCAAGGAGGCUGGACCACCCUUUUCCUGACAGCUGCCACCUUUUCUUGCAGGGGGUCACUGUGAGGAGGUGUACUCCAGCAUGUUGCUCACCUUGUGCUGCCUGGAGGUGGUUGGUCCUGAGAUGGGUUGGAGCAAGCAUGCAUGUGUGUGCAGAGCCGGGCAAGUGAGCCAGCAGCUCAGAGGAGGCUGUAGGUCUGAGCCAGCAGCGAGUCCCCCACAGCAAAAACAAUUUGUGCGUUGUUGUGGCCUUAAAGCACUCAUGAAUAUAUCUAUUUUGAAGCAUCUAUAGAGAGCCGUGAGGCUGCAGAGCACUUUGCAAACCACACAGCAGGAACCUGUUGCUGCUGUCCCAGAAAGCGGUGUCUCCUACCCUCCUACCUGCUGAGGCAGGGAGCGGUGUCUGGGUGGCCAUGGGAGCAGAGAGGAGAGAUGGUACCUUUGCAAGUUUAGGAGCAGGAGGGUAUUUUGUGCCUGGCUUGUCCCAUGACUGUGAAAAAACUAACUUUGGACAUUCCCUUUUCCUCCAGAAAAAAGUGGAGGGUACUUUGGUGAAGCUUCUUGAGACCCACAGGUAGGAAUGUCCUUUGAAAGCAUCAGGUAUUAUUACAAUUGGUCCUUUGCUAAGCUUGCACUCAGAUGUGGGUGAGCGCUUCUCAAGGUGUGGCCUGAGAUUUUCCUGACCUGUGUAAGGAGAGGGCAGUGAUAGGAAAGCCAGGACAAGGUGACCUUCUACCCGUGGCCUGCUGGUUUGUGCGGACCAUCCCCAAAAGGGUCCAACCUCUUCUUCAAAGCCUCCAGAGAUGCAGACUCGAUGCCCUCCCCAGCCCAACAAUAGUGUAUAAAAUGAUGUGCACAAGCUGUGCUAGGCAGAGAGGAGAAGGAAAGCAGGAAGAUCAGCUACUGGCUGAAGAGGUGGUGGGAGCUUUGAGUCUUGUCCACAACCAAAGCUCAGCAACCACUGAAUCAUACAGCCAUGCCAUGGGCAUUGCCGGAGAAGUUGAUGUCUUUGUUUAGACCCCAAGAAAUGCUGGAGUCUGUGAGGAGAGGUAAAAGUGGAUGCAUCCCUGCUUGGCCAUAGCAUAGACCUACUGUAGACCAAACCCACUUCUAAGGUCCUUGCAGAUUUUCCCAUAUGAGGCCCCUCCUUGUACAUCCCAGAGCGGAGCUUGUGACUGCAAACCACAUUAAACCUGAUAACAGGAGCCACUGCCAACAUCCAAAGGGGGUUUUGCAUGCCAGGUCUCACAAUGUGCCAUUGCUGUCUUGCUGGUUGCUGGAGUACAGUUCUUGCUGCAGAUACUUCACUGGGUUUUGAUGUACCCAGUAAAUACUGAUGUACACAGUAAAUAAAAGCCUAGUCAACAGGG